AAUUUCCAAAAAUGAGAUCUUCAACAGCAGUGAGACAAUUAACACCUAUCCAAUGAAUAUUACAGGAAACCUGAAGGAGAAAAACUGCACCACUCUGUUUUUCAAUUUAACCACAACUUAUACAAACACAUACUACUUCAGAAUUAUGAACUGGCCGUACAGAGCAACAGCAGCUUGUGAUCCUCUUAAAAUAACAAUUAAAGAUUCUCCUUGGAGGCCCAAUAUUACAGUCGAAGGUGAUCUGAAGGAGAAGGAGUCUGUCACUAUAACCUGCUCAGCUCUCACUCCCUGUCCACACUCCCCUCCUCAACUCACCUGGAAUCUCCAACAAGACUCUCACAACAAAACAGAGGAAAACACAGAUGGAAGCUUUACAACUAAAAUCCAGCAGACCAUCACUCUGUCAGACACACAUGAUGGAAAGAAGAUCAGCUGCUCUGCCAGAUAUCCUGUGAACCAAGGAAAGGACACCAAGACAGCAGAGACAGAAGAGACUCUCAGUGUUUCAUAUGUUCCUAAAAACACCUCAGCAUCCAUCAGUCCAUCAGGUUUGGUGUCAGCAGGCAGCUGGGUGAACCUGACCUGCUCCAGCAGAGCCAAACCUCCAGUCAGCAGCUUCACCUGGUUCAAGAAGAGCAGAGAUGGAGCUGUGAAAGUAUCUGAAGGAGAGAUUUACAGCUUCAAUGUAACAGAUGGAGGAGUUUAUUACUGUGUGGCCACUAAUGAUCUGGGUAAUCAGACAUCAGCAGAGAUUCAUGUGACUGUUGCAGGACAUCAGAAUAGUGGUUCUUUACCACUGAGUCUACUUCUUGGAGGCAUCCUUGGGUUCAUCUUACUGAUCUGUUUGAUUAUCUUUGCUUUCACAGCUCUCAGGUUGUUAAAGUACCAAACUCAGCAAGAGACUCAGAGUCAAACAAGUGAAGAGCUGGUUGUUGAAGAGCCGACAAGUAAAACAGAAGGAGGGGAAGAAAACAUCCAUUAUGGAGAGAUCAACUUCUCUGUGCUGGGAUAUGAAGCAUCCUCUGUCUCAGUGCAGGACACAGGACAGCAGCAGGAUACGGUGUACGCACAGGUGAAAGUCAACAAGCCAAAAAACGGCUUAACACAGAGAGCUCAUGGCCAAGAGGAACUCUACGCUGAGGUCAGAAAAAGUGAGAACAGCUGUGUUAAGACAUUAACAAAGAAAUACAGAGAUCAAUGAAGUAAACCCAACAAACCACUUCCUGCACAUUUUGGGGGGUUUUCUGCUUUCCUUUAAAACUUCAUUUAGCUGCUUUCAUAUCUGUCUCACUAGUGGAAUAAAGUUUUUCUAAGAUUUCUGGAAACAUCACUGGAUCAGAAACAUCACCAGCAUGAUGUUGAGAGUUCACCUGUAAAGUGAUAAUCUGACCAGCUCUCAUUAAGGUUGCCAGUCAGAUACUUCCAGAUCACCUCACUUCAUUA
Molecule: messenger RNA, 1443 nt
Organism: Oreochromis aureus
Lineage: Eukaryota; Metazoa; Chordata; Actinopteri; Cichliformes; Cichlidae
Product: B-cell receptor CD22-like
Exons: 6
Coding region: 53-1201 (382 amino acids)
Source: RefSeq, a predicted model, not a curated record